GUGAGUGCGAGUGGAUGUCUAGGGCGCUUGUGACUUUCUUCUCCCACAUAUAAGUGAAGCGAGUGUUAAUAUGAAAGAAAAGGAAGGAAAAGAGUGGUAAUAUUUCAAAUACAAAGAAAAUCGGAAGGUAGACAUUAGUUUCAAUACAAAAAUAUAGAAAAGACGAAGAAAAUCAUAAGAUAGACAUUGGAUAAGAAAGAGGAGAUAAAUAAGAGAAUAAAUAAAUAAACAAACAUAAUAUCUAGAAUAAUAACACGGCUGAUAAAGAAGAAAUAAGAAAAAACGGAAAGGAAAAGAAAAAGAAAAUAAUUAAGAUACAACGGAUGAAAGGAAAGAAAAGAGACCAGCAGCAGACAUUGUAUUAACUUUUUUUUCUAUUCAACGUAGAAAAAUUAAGGAAAAAAUAAGGAAAAAAAAAAAACACCAUCAGAGAGAGAGAGAGAGAGAGAGAGAGAGAGAGAAAGCAUCGUGUAGCUAUAGUGUUACGUUUUAUCAAUAUUGGAUGCUGCCACCCUCCACCAUGCUCUCCACCGGUCUCCUCCACCACCUCCACCUCCUCCACCUCGUCCUCCUCCUCCUCCUCCUCACUCAGCCUUCUCCUAAUGGCUCAGCGCAUCGCCUCCACCACAACCACAGGCACGGGCGUGGGUCCUGGGGCAAGGGCGGCUCCUGGGGCAAGGUCAGGCACUGUCCCACCUGCCCUUACUUCCUCAACACGACACGCGAGGUCACCACUCCCGAGGGCGUCCCGGCGAACCUGACCUGCGGCGUGAAGAACCUGUUUGAUCGGAAGGUGUCAUGGAUCAGAAGACGUGACCUGCAUGUCCUCACGGCCGGGAGCUACACUUACACAUCAGACAGCCGCUUCAGGGCCCUCCACCUCGUCGGCUCACCCUUCUGGACGCUGCAGGUGGACUCGCCUCGCGCCCACGAUUCCGGUGUGUAUGAGUGUCAGGUGUCCAUGCAGCCCAAGAUAUCCAGGCGGUUCUUUCUCUUCGUCGUGAUUCCAAGCGCUGAAAUCCACGGCACAAGACAGGUAUACAUGAAGACUGGAAGCGACAUCAACAUCACCUGCCUCGUUAGCGGACACCUGCGGGACUCGCCUAUCACCUGGUACCACGCCCCCCUCCCCGUGCCCCCGGAGAAGCCAGCUGUGAGGGAGAUACGGACAGGGGGGCGGGGCGGUGUGCAGCUGGUGACGGACAAGCAUGCGGGCACCAGCUGGCUCUUGGUCAAACACGCCACUUGGAGGGAUGCUGGGAACUAUACGUGUGCCCCUCGCCAUGCCCGCCCCGCCUCUGUAGCGAUUCAUGUGGUGGAUGAAGAGUCCCCUGCCGCUAUGCAACACGACUCCAGCAGUGCAGCCAGUCCCUUCCUGCCCUCCUGCCUACUGCUACUGCUUCUGCUGGUACUACACUGGACUACAACCCUCAACACCACCACCAUUAGCACUAAGCAGGCAUGGCAGUAUUCAGAAAGGGUAGUGGUGUGGGUAUUCCUGUCUCCUCUCCUCCUCCUCCUCCUUCUUUCCUCUUCCUCAUGUCACCAGCAAGAGCCAUUAGUAGGUCAGCUCCAUAAACUUUAGCAUAGCAUUUUUUCAGAUUAAUUUUAUACUUGUUUGUGUAUGCUUAAUGGUUAGAUACAUAUACCAUACAUAGGCUACUUGUGGAAGAGUCAACCGCCCACCAAAUAAGGCUGUGAUAUGUUCAAUUGAUGAGUAAAUUAAGCCCCAGAAUGUUGGUUUCCCUGUAAAAGUUAGCAUUGGAAAAUUAGACAAAACACUUGACUCUUUUGCACAAGUAUGUAUGUAUGGUAUGACUUCUUGAUGUGAAUGUUGUACUUCUGUGAUGGAGGGAAUGUUAUAAUGACGCUGAUGUACAGGAACAGGCGAGAUAUUUUAAUUCAUGUUUCCUGUGUCUGAUCAUGUGCAUUUAGUUAAUUUUGCCACUGUAAUUUUGUAUAUAAUAGCUGUGUUUUCCCACCUGUCUGACUUUGCUCAUGUGUGACAGAGGGAAUGGAGGAGGUAGGGAAAGGUCUUUGUUCUGCUCACAUAGGAAGAAGCACAAGGUUAAGCUGCUAAACAUCUUUGGGUGCUCUGUAUAAGUAAAGUCCAACCCCU
Messenger RNA from Eriocheir sinensis (Chinese mitten crab), 2119 nucleotides. RefSeq lists its product as uncharacterized. Gene Ontology annotation, biological process: synapse organization. The record is from RefSeq and is a predicted model, not a curated record. The coding region runs from base 503 to 1585 and encodes 360 amino acids. The transcript is spliced from 7 exons. Gene Ontology annotation, cellular component: neuron projection membrane. Lineage: Eukaryota; Metazoa; Arthropoda; Malacostraca; Decapoda; Varunidae.